This is a messenger RNA of Rangifer tarandus platyrhynchus (Svalbard reindeer), 321 nucleotides long. Lineage: Eukaryota; Metazoa; Chordata; Mammalia; Artiodactyla; Cervidae. The record is from the annotation of a GenBank genome assembly.
AUGACAGGGCAGUGUCAGAGCACGACACAUGUGUCCCCCCGCCAGGCGCUCCCAAGGGGAUCAUCUGGGCCGCCCUUGCUUGCCCUCUCGUGGGUAGAGCCUGCAGCCCCUGGGGCGCUCAGCAGGGAGGGGCAGCUGGGCCUAGGCCCUGGCCAUCAGUCCAGAACAGUCAGAGUGUGGAGUGCACAUGGGGCCUGUGAACAAUUACUCAGUCCUCCUCGCCUGCCUCCUUUCAGGCACCCUGAGGUCGAGGUCACUGUGUCCCACGAUGGGGUCCAGCUGACCAGGGAGAAGCUGGGAAAGGACAGUUGGAGAUACUAA